AUGCCCGGCCCGGCCGCCGGCAGCCGGGCGCGGGUGUACGCCGAGGUGAACAGCCUGAGGAGCCGCGAGUACUGGGACUACGAGGCGCACGUCCCGACCUGGGGCAACCAGGACGACUACCAGCUGGUGCGCAAGCUGGGGCGCGGCAAGUACAGCGAGGUCUUCGAGGCCAUCAACAUCACCAACAACGAGAGGGUCGUCGUCAAGAUCCUCAAGCCAGUGAAGAAAAAGAAGAUAAAACGUGAAGUUAAGAUUCUGGAGAAUCUGCGUGGUGGCACCAACAUCAUUAAUCUCAUUGACACUGUCAAGGAUCCAGUGUCAAAGACCCCUGCUCUGGUGUUUGAGUACAUCAAUAACACGGAUUUUAAGCAACUGUACCAGAUCCUGACAGACUUUGAUAUUCGGUUUUAUAUGUAUGAGCUGCUGAAGGCCCUGGAUUACUGUCACAGCAUGGGGAUCAUGCACAGGGAUGUCAAACCCCACAACGUCAUGAUAGACCACCAGCAGAAAAAGCUGCGGCUCAUAGACUGGGGUCUGGCAGAAUUCUACCAUCCAGCUCAGGAAUACAAUGUCCGUGUGGCCUCUAGGUACUUCAAAGGACCGGAGCUCCUUGUGGACUACCAAAUGUAUGACUACAGCUUAGACAUGUGGAGUUUAGGCUGUAUGCUGGCAAGCAUGAUCUUCCGAAAGGAGCCUUUCUUCCAUGGACAGGACAAUUAUGAUCAGCUGGUUCGCAUCGCGAAGGUCCUGGGCACAGAUGAGCUGUAUGGGUAUCUCAAGAAGUACCACAUAGAACUGGACCCGCACUUCAACGAUAUCCUGGGCCAGCAUUCUCGGAAGCGCUGGGAGAACUUCAUCCACAGUGAGAACAGACACCUCGUCAGCCCUGAAGUCCUAGACCUCCUGGACAAGCUCCUACGAUAUGACCAUCAACAGAGGCUGACGGCCAAGGAGGCGAUGGAGCACCCCUAUUUCUAUCCAGUGGUGAAGGAGCAGUCCCAGCCCAGCUCGGAAAAUGCUGUGCUCUCCAGUGGCCUGACAACAGCACGAUGAAGACUGGAAAACGACGGGUCCUGAUGCUGUUGCUCCCAGUUUUCCAUAAGCAGAAUGAGAAUCAUUAUCGGCGCGUGUAGAAUGACAGCGGGCAGACUGUGCAGCACGGGCAGGGUUGAGUGCCUGGCUGGAUGGCACUCACCUUCUAAUGAACACAGCUCUUCUGUAAAAGGUUCUGCCUUUGGUUCCCCAUUGAUCUCUUUCUGAUUCAGAAAAUGUGGAAAUGCGAAGGCUGUGCUAACAGUUAUUGGUUAGUUGUUCCUUCCUCUGCUCUUCUGACUCUUCCAGCCUUUGACAGACCAUGGUUAGCCAGCUUGCCCCUGCCAGAGCUUGGGAGCAGCAGGGGAUGUAGCAUCACAAUGGACAGUUUUAUGUUAUAACUGAAAUAAUUCUAUAUUGUUAAAUAAAAGUUUGGAAAGAAACAUUCAAGGAAGAAUAUUCAGUGAGGAGGGAGCUGUGGGCAGGACUGGCCAUGCUGCGGGAUGCCAGCAGUGAAAGCCUUUCCCUGUGGCCUGCCACAGUGGGCUUAAUGAGGAGAGCAAGAAGAGCUAGUUGUACAAAAUCACCAUGAGCAAAGGAAAAGGAGCCAUUUGCCAUCUUUAGGGACACCUCUCCUUAGACCCACGUGCUCUUCUGAAAGUGGCACGCUGGGUGCUAAUGCUGGUACCUGCUUCUUCCAACCCAUGGGCCUCGCUCACGGCUCUCUUCCAGCACUCCCGGAGCUCCCUUCUCUUUCUUUGCCCUGGGCUGAGACUCUCCUCCUCAGUGCUGUCACUGCAGGCAGCCUUCAUUUCCAAGCCAGUGUUGAGGGGAGGAUGUUAACUUGAACUCUGCAGUACUUGAAGCUCUUGUCUCAAGCCUUCUGACUGGGCUGUAUGACUGCACAUGGUCAUUUAUCUUCAUCUGCCCAUCUCCUUCACAGCCCAUGUGAUUUUUCUUCCAUGCCCCAGUUACAGAAGCUGCAGAGGGCACCUCUGAGACCGGGCUCUCUGAAAGACAGACCAGUCUGCAUUGCUGAAUGUGAGUUUGGGUCAGGGUGACACGGGACCGCUGCACUGACCUGACCCUUCUCUGCCAAAGAUCUCCAGCACAUGCUGGCACUGCAUCCUGCUCUCACCCUCAUUUCUGCUUAUCAGCUGCCCAGCUUUCUCUACCUGUCUUUUCUGACAGUUUUCAUCCAGUUUUCCUCAACACCCAAAGCCACAUUCACACGUUGCCUUCCCGUGUGUUGUGGCUACGCAUUUCCUUCCUAAUUCCCUUUUUAGUUUCCUCUUUACAGCAGCCCUUCACCCAGCUGUGCUUCCGUGGGAAAAUCCAGGCUGCAGAAGAUGCGUGGAGCCAUCUGGACAAGGGCCAGGGUCCCACACUCCUUGCAGCAGUCAUUGCUUUGCUCUCAUUUUGCCGUGCAUUUCAGUGUUUUUGGCUCACAGAGAUACCGACUGAACUUGAUUCUGGUUUUCCAGUCCAAGCGCUGUCCCUUCUGCUGGGAGUGCAGCACGAAUGAGAUUCUGUGCUCCGCAGUGAUCAAGUGUGCUGAGAGGAUGAUGGUCUGUGUUACGGUUUCCCAGGCUGUGAACACAGGGCAUGUGCUCCAAGGCAAGCACAGACUUGCUGAUGCUAAAGAGAGCUGCUAUGUUUGGCUCCGGUAACUGCACCCAGCUGUGUGAAACUUCAGAGGAGCAACAUUUCAGGAGUUUCCUGAAGAUCUCAUUCCUCUGAAGGCGUCGGAUUGCUGGGAACUCGGAGGGCAGGAAAUGCUUCAGCGGAUGGCUAUUUUUGGAGCAGGCACCUCUGCUCACGUCUAGGACCGGAUAAUCCUCAGUAAUGGGCCUUCUCCUCUGCGCCCUCCCCAAAAUCCCGCUCCUCUGCACCUCGGGGAUGAGGACUGGGGUCCCCCCGCGCCCACCGCCCGCGUCCCUCAGUGCCACGUCCCCACGGCCCUGGGACAGCCGCAGGGACGGUGCCCCCCACACCUCUCAGCGCAGCUGCGCCGCUGCCCCAGCGGGAGAAGAACGUGUUCCUGCAGCGGGAGUCAGACUUCCUUCAAGCACACUGAGAUGUGAAGGCAGUUAGAAAUUACAGCACGUUUCCAGCAAAAAUCAAUAUUAAAAUGGUGAGUGGAGACCGCGCGGACGCCCACGCUGCUCACAGCCGCGGCCCGCCCUCAGUGAGG
Messenger RNA from Phasianus colchicus (ring-necked pheasant), 3226 nucleotides. RefSeq names its product casein kinase 2 alpha 2 (gene CSNK2A2). Gene Ontology annotation, molecular function: protein serine/threonine kinase activity; ATP binding. Gene Ontology annotation, cellular component: cytosol; protein kinase CK2 complex; nucleus. The record is from RefSeq and is a predicted model, not a curated record. NCBI's taxonomy places the organism in Eukaryota, Metazoa, Chordata, Aves, Galliformes, Phasianidae. Gene Ontology annotation, biological process: regulation of chromosome separation; peptidyl-threonine phosphorylation; peptidyl-serine phosphorylation.